This is a messenger RNA of Zea mays, 1746 nucleotides long. RefSeq names its product Putative heavy metal transport/detoxification superfamily protein. Lineage: Eukaryota; Viridiplantae; Streptophyta; Magnoliopsida; Poales; Poaceae. The record is from RefSeq and is a predicted model, not a curated record. Gene Ontology annotation, molecular function: metal ion binding. Bases 449 to 1261 code for a protein of 270 amino acids. The transcript is spliced from 3 exons.
CAUUCCCUCUGUAUCAUUCUUAGAGCUCUUGUUUGUUGGAGUAUCAUUUUUUUAGUGGCCAAAGAACACAUCAUCACAUAACAACCUACGAAUCCAUGAUGCUGGCGCAAGCAGAGAGAGGUUGCAACCACAACUGCAAGUCUUCGAGUACACGAGUUUGAGUUGUCCCACUAUAUACCUCUUCUCCCUUAAGCUAGUGUGAUUAAAAUAACGUAACUGCACACAGCUCGGAAUCGAGCAACGGACCGUGGACGUUUGGGUAUCUAAUGGUCCAUCAGUUUGCUAAUAAAGCUGCCUAUGUGGCCGUAUAUAUAAAUGGACGGCAGCAACGGGCGAUAGGCAUCACACACACACUCAGCAGCAGCAGUCAGCUGGUCAGCAGCCAGCAGCCAGCUCCCACGCAGAGCCAGUCUCUCCGGCGAGCUCCAGCGCCGUAGCCAUCAUCGCCAUGGCUAGGGAAGAAGAGCUCAAGAGGAUUGACCUGAAGGUGAACGUGAGCUGCUGCGACGGCUGCAGGAGGAAGGUGAUGAAGGCGAUGAGCCUCAAAGGCGUGCUGCGGACGGAGAUCCAGCCGUCGCACGACCGGGUGACCGUCGUUGGCGACGUGGACGUCAAGGUCCUCGUGAAGAAGCUGGCCAGGGUCGGCAAGAUCGCCGAGCCGCUGCCUCCGGCGCCGGCGGCUUUCGAACAAUGCAAGAAGCGGGACGACGGCGACAGGGCGGCGCAGGCGCAGGUGGAGGAGAAGCGCAAGGGCAAGGGCGACGCCGGUGACAAGGCGGCGGCGGCGGCGGCGCCGAGCGAGCAGGAGGGAUGCAAGAAGUGCGCCGGCGAGGCGGCCUCGCGCGCCGAGGGCGGUGGCGGUGUCGAUGGCGACCGCGGCAGCGGGAAGAAGGCGCCGUCGCCCAAGGACGGCACCGCCGGCUGGACAGGCGAGGAAGGCGGCGACGCCGACGAGUUCGACACCAAGCCGCCCGUGGCGGUGGCCGCCGAUCACCGCCACGCGCAGGCGCAGGUGCAGCAGCACUACCACCGCGCGGAGCCGCCGACGGUGGUGCCGGUGCACGUGCCGGCGUACUACGCGCCGCCGGCCGCGGCGGUGCCGUACUACGGCUACUACGGCAUGCCGCCGCCGGUGCCCGUGGCGAUGGCGAUGGGGGUGGGGGUGGCCCAGCGGCACCACCCGCAGGUCCGGCCGCAGCCGUCCCGCUUCGACGAGGACUUCUUCAACGACGACAACACGGUCGGGUGCAGCGUCAUGUGAGCCGUGAACGGACGGACCGACACCGCCGCCGCCACGCCUUUCGCGCCCGCCCAUGCCAUGUCGUUUUCCCGGGCAGAUCGCAUCGACGACAAUGUCAUCUGUCCCGCCCCCCCGCGCGCGCGUGCACAGUGUGAGCAAUGCAACAAAGAAUCAAAGAAAGCCAUGAUGGAGUCGGUGCUCGUCCUGUCAACGUACCACAGUACCAUACGUUAACUUAAGAACCAUGUGUGUUUGGGACUAUAAUCUAACUUAUUUUAAAUUAACAUUUAGUUCAAAAUGAUUUAAAUUAUAUAAUUUUGGCAGAUUAUAAUUUCAAACUAACACACUCUAAGAAUGUGUUUGAUUGCGGGACAGCCAAGACAGGAACAUCAUCUGCCGUCCUCUCUCGUCCCUUCAAUUUUGAGAAAUAACUAAUAUAAUGCUGGAAUAGUCUUGUCCCAACUAUUGACCCUGAACCAAACAACCUUAUUUAAGGGAUUGUCUCA